AUAUGAAAUUCCCCAAAGUAAAAGCCUCUCAUAAACAACCUCGCUUGCCUCCGCCCAAGCUCAGUAAACAACCCGCUUCGCCGAUAGAAUAGCCGCAAACUGGUCAAAGACACUCCUUCCGAAGAUACCAUCUCUGUGCAGUUCAUUCGUUAUUGGAGUUCAGCAAUGUCAGCUCCUAAAAUAAUUUCUGCUCUUGCGGGGUCAUUUGUAAUUGCUUAUGUUUGCGACCACCUUAUGGCUGACAAGAAGAUUUUUGGAGGUACAACUCCAAAAACUGUUGCAGAAAAAGAGUGGUGGGAAGAGACCGACAAGAAGUUCCAGGCAUGGCCUCGGACGGCUGGCCCUCCAGUUGUUAUGAACCCAAUCAGCCGCCAAAAUUUCAUUGUUAAGUCGGCUGACAAUUGACAAAGUUCAUGCAGCCAUACGUUACCUUUGUCACUUCAUAAGAACAAACAAUUCUUUUUAAGCUUCAAACCAUGAAAUGUUUUGGAUCCGGAUGGUAUCCUUUGUUUUGCUUUUAUCUUGUAUGAUGCUGAUGAAGACAGUUUUGGAGUAGAUUGUAAUAAAUGUUUGUUGGUUUGUGUUUAUGCAAUGAGCUUUAAACAUUCAGACAGUGCAUCUUACUAUUACAUUUUGUAUU
Messenger RNA from Ipomoea triloba (trilobed morning glory), 640 nucleotides. RefSeq lists its product as uncharacterized. The coding region runs from base 166 to 405 and encodes 79 amino acids. NCBI's taxonomy places the organism in Eukaryota, Viridiplantae, Streptophyta, Magnoliopsida, Solanales, Convolvulaceae. The record is from RefSeq and is a predicted model, not a curated record. The transcript has 3 exons.